GUGUGACAGAUAACGGUUCGAUUCAGGGCGUUCUCUUCACGGGCCUGAUAGGUGGCUCGCCUAACUCUUGCAGCCAGCCUCGGUACGGUUGGAAGUAGUUGUGAGGAGAAUUGCCCGAUUGGUCUCGAGUAAGCCCAAGGCUGAGGUUCGCUUUCACUAUGAGAAUGAGUAUGAGGAUGAAUGGCUUUAAAUCAUUCAUCGUGCACCCUCUCAAUCAGAAUCAAGACGACCAUGGAUAUUGUAUCGUUCGCAUUCAAUGGUCCGGUCGAGUACGACCAGACCCGACCUCUGUACAUCGACGCUCGAGAUCCCUCGCGCAGUCUGAAUGCUCAACAAUUCAAGCAUCUCGUUCAGACUCUAGUAGCCGGAUUGAAGCGCCAUGUUCAGCCAGGCGAUGCGGUGCUGGUCCAUCUAGGGAACAGCUUCAUCCACUCCGCCCUAUUCUUCAGCAUCGUGGGAGCAGGGAAUGUCUACAUCGGCGCGGGACCGGACAGCCCAGCGCAUGAGCUGGACAACGUGGUGCAAGCAGGCGAACCGAAACUGAUAUUGACGAGCAGCGCCACGCUCCAGAGGGUGCUGGAGGUGGCCACCGGACGAAGCAUCCCAGCGAACCAGAUCUGCGUGAUCUCAGAGGAAACCAUCCUCAGCUUCCUACAGUCCCCCGACACCCUCACCAUCCCCACCACCACCACAGAAACCCCCACCGAACUAAUACCACUAACCACACUCCUCACCCACGGCACCAGCCCCUGGACAACCCUCACAGCAGAGGAAGCAGACGCUACCCCCGCCUCGAUGUUCUGCACCAGCGGAACAAGCGGACUUCCGAAAGCAGCUAUACUCUCGCACCGCAAUAUGAUAACACACCACAGCAGCAGCCACUACGCGCCAUCGUAUGCCGCAACGAGACGACUGAUCGCGAUCCCAGUGCACCACCUGUACGGCGCGGUAUGGACGCACAUCUUCCCGAUCCGAUACGGCUCACCGGUGUACCUGCUGCCGCGGUUCGAGAUCCACGCCUUCCUGCAAGCGACGCACAGGUACCAGAUCACGAACACCUAUCUGGUACCAGCGAUGGUACACAUCCUCAACCAGGCCCCAGCGCACCUAGACCUACCGCACCAUCUGGCCUCGGUGCGGUACAUGCUCGUCUCCGCGGCCCCCAUCGACGUCCCCGCGCUCGAAACCCUGCAGGCCUCGCUCCCCCACCCCGAAGCCCUAGUAACCCAGAACUGGGGCAUGACAGAAACAGGCCUAGUCUUCCUGUCGCCGUACACCGACAAGACGCACGACAAAGCGAGCAUCGGGCGGGUGCGUGGCGAAGGCGUGGAAGUGCAGCUCGUGGAGAGCAGCAGCGGGAGCAUCAUCGCGGAGGACGAUAGGGCUGGGGAGAUGUGGAUCCGCGGGCCUGGGAUCUUCAUGGAGUAUAAGCGUAUGCCCAGUGACAAGGAACCCGGGGGCUGGUUUCGAACGGGCGAUAUGGUCUUCCGUCGACGGGGGCUGUAUUACCUCGUCGGGCGGGUGAAGGAGAUUAUCAAGGUCCGCGGCUACUCCGUCGCCCCGGCGGAGAUCGAAGACGUGCUGGUCCAGCACCCUGGUAUCAAGGAUGCGGCCGUGCUCGGGGUGCAUGCCCGCGACGGGAGCGGGACGGAGGUGCCGCGGGCGUUUGUUGUAAAGACAACAACAGUCACGGAAGACGAGGUGUACGGGUUUGUGGCUGCGCGGUUGGCGAGGUACAAGGCGCUGGAUGGUGGGGUGGUGUUUGUGAGCGCAAUCCCGCGCACGGCGACGGGAAAGAUCCAACGUGCCAGGUUGGGGCUGAUGAAUGCGCAGAGGGAGAAGAUUGCGAAGAUCCUGGGGGUGGGGAAGGUUGGUGUGAGCGUUGCGGCGUAGGCUUUGGGUCUGCAGGUAGGUGGGGUUUUGGAUGGAGUGUAUAUGUGUAUCUGUAUGUGUAUACUGGCUUGAUGUGUUGCUGGCUUUUAUCUUGUCUG
Aspergillus homomorphus CBS 101889 is the source of this 1991-nucleotide messenger RNA. Its product is annotated as acetyl-CoA synthetase-like protein. The record is from RefSeq and is a predicted model, not a curated record. Gene Ontology annotation, molecular function: CoA-ligase activity. Lineage: Eukaryota; Fungi; Ascomycota; Eurotiomycetes; Eurotiales; Aspergillaceae. The coding region runs from base 181 to 1893 and encodes 570 amino acids. Gene Ontology annotation, biological process: secondary metabolic process. The transcript is spliced from 3 exons.